CUGCUCUCGCGCGGUCAGUCCGCCGCCGCGAUCGGUCACCGGCUGACGUCGGUCUUCCCAACUUUAGUGCGUGUAACUUUUUAGAAAGUUCUUGUGUUGUGUUAUUUUUUGUUUUUUUCCGAGAAAUAUCUGUGGCAAUGACACUGUGCAGUGUCAGCAGAGUGCAGUGCGUGUGAUCUAAGUGACGGUCUUGGCCAUCUUACACCCAUAUUCGGAUUGUGCUUUGUCGGAGAACAAUCGUUCGUGCCAAAAGCUAAUGAAAAAUGAGCAGUGCAGUGAAUCAUCACUCAGAAGAGUGAACUAGUGUGGAUCCUCGAUAUUUAAUAUCGACAAAAGUGAAGUGAAACUCAUGCACCCGGAUUUCAAAGUGAAGUGAAACCUAUGCAACCAGAUUUUAAAGUGAAGUGAGACCUAUGCAACCGGUCACAAAGUGAAGUGAUAUAAAUGAUCGGAAUGAUGUGGUUCAAGCGUGAACCAAAACCGGUUUCUGAAAAGCCGGUGGAGAAUGGAGUGGUGGGGAAACUCCGGAGGAAGAAGGCUGUUCUUCUCAAGCCGACUCGUGAGUCGAGCGAGAGAGAGACUUCUACAGAGAGCGACAAGGAGAGGCGACGGUAUUCCGAUAUACUUGAUAUGAAAGUGUCACUAGAAAGAAGAGAUGAAAGUGAUGAAUCUCUGUACGAGUCAGCAGAUUGCCACAGCGACGCAAUAUCAGCCAGCGAUGAUGCUCUGCCAAGGCUCGGCAAAACACCAACCCUCAGCAAAGAAUCUCUUAAACUAGCAGUUACAGAUGAAGAAGUCGACAUUACUAGAAAUAAGAAAGGACACAGAAAAACCAUGUCACUAUCAAAUCCACUAGAAAUAGUAAAAAAUUUGGGAGAUGAGUGGUUUGAGUCGGCAAAGAAAGAUCUUGAAAAAUGCUCCGAUAAGAAGAAAUCAAGGGAAAGCCUUUGGAGUGAAGAAGACAGAGAUUCCAUUCACGGUUCCAAUAUGAAAUUGGAUCAAAUAAGAAAGAAUAGCAAGAAAGAGGACAAAAGUCAGUCCAAUAGCAGAAAGAGCAGUACCACAGAUGCUCCUAAAAGGAAAAGCAGCAAAGGUUCCUCUGUCAGUGCCUUGAAUCUGUUUAGACGAAAAAAGACACCGACUUCAAUGAAACCAGUUGAAGUUCUAUCAGAAGAUGCCGUAGACAAAGUGUAUAGCAUCGAAGAGAUUCUUCAUUCGACGUUAUUGUUUUUGGAAGGAGAGAAGCGUCACGCAGCUACUUGUGACAUCAAACCUCCACAAGAGACAGACUCUGAUGAUGAACCUCCUACUCCCAAGAUAUUGGGAGAGCAUAGAAGAAGACUGAGCAGACAGACUUCCAGAGGGAAAAGCAAAGUCAGAGGGAAGAGUCAGUCUGUCAAAGUUAACACGUUGAGAAAAUCUCACAGUGGGACGUUGAAGAAAGCUAAAAAGAAGAGCGCCAAGACUCCAUCCAUUGGCAGGAGCAGACAAGCGAGCAUCGUGGAACAGACCCCGGUUCCGAAGAAGAAGAAUUCGGACUCGGUGAAACACAGUUCCUGGUUUAGCAGUUCUAGAGGAGAGUCGAGGAGAGAGGGUUCGGCUGAGGAGCAGACGGCACCCGAUGCUGACGUGGACACCAGCGACACAGCCACCAAGGACGUGCCCGACAAGGACAACAAUUGGCGAGCGCCACCUGCCGCGCGCGGCGUGAACCGAGCGGAGAGCUGCCGCGAGCGAGACGCGCCGCGCCGCGGCAAGCACCGCAACGCCUCCGACCCGAACCGCCUCACCGCGCACACCAACCAGUGAGUU
Molecule: messenger RNA, 1812 nt
Organism: Ostrinia furnacalis (Asian corn borer)
Lineage: Eukaryota; Metazoa; Arthropoda; Insecta; Lepidoptera; Crambidae
Product: daf-12-interacting protein 1
Exons: 5
Coding region: 445-1809 (454 amino acids)
Source: RefSeq, a predicted model, not a curated record